This is a messenger RNA of Gracilinanus agilis (Agile Gracile Mouse Opossum), 2340 nucleotides long. It is a transcript of the gene DNAI7, whose product is annotated as dynein axonemal intermediate chain 7. Bases 68 to 2323 code for a protein of 751 amino acids. Gene Ontology annotation, molecular function: microtubule binding; beta-tubulin binding. Gene Ontology annotation, cellular component: axoneme. The record is from RefSeq and is a predicted model, not a curated record. NCBI's taxonomy places the organism in Eukaryota, Metazoa, Chordata, Mammalia, Didelphimorphia, Didelphidae. The transcript has 17 exons.
AGUGAUAAAGCUGCAAUCAUGGUGAGCUCCGGAGAUACGAAUAAAGAACAGAUUGCGGGGGUGGAGAAUGGAGGGUCCAAAAAAAAAGGGUAAGAAAGAGGGUGAGAAGAAAAAGAAACUCACCAAAAGUGAACGACUGAAACUGCAACAAGAAGAGGAAGAAAGAAGACUGAAGGAAGAAGAGGAAGCCCGUUUGAAAGCUGAACGGGAAGCAGCAGAGAAACUUGAAAGACAACAGGUUGAAAGGCGCAAGUGGGAGGCGUUGUUAGAAAAGGAUCAACUUCGGAGAACUGAAGAAUUUGAGGAACUUUUUUUAUUAGAGAAAUGUUUUAUUAACGCAGAGAAAUGGAAAAAAGAGGUUAGAAACCUUUCUAAGUGGUUUCAUUAUAUCAAGUGCGAUGGAAGUCCUGAUCCUUCUAUAGCCCCAGAGAUAAAUACUUUCAUUAGUUUAUGGAAAGAAAAGCAAAAUGAAGAUAUUGAUUCUGUGAUGAAACAGAGUAAACUAGUGCUAGAGUUAAUUGAGAAACUGGAAUCAGUUCUGUUUGAUACUCCACCACAUGAGUUGACAAAUGAACAAAUAGCACAAUACCAAGCAUCAAUUAUGGAACUGCGGGAACUUCUUUACUUUAAAUUCAAUGAAGCCACAGAAACUUUACUUAAACAAGCCAGUUCUUUUGGAGAUACUGACAGUGGAAAUAUGGAGAUGAUCAUUAAAGAUGAAAACGUCACUUUGUAUGUGUGGGCAAACCUUAAGAAGAAUCCUAAAUAUAAAACAAUCAAAUUUGGUGACACGGACAUUGGAUUUACUAUUCCAAAGCUACUAGCAUCAAGCGAUACUGCUGUCCGUAUCUUCCACACUAAUUACGAUCAUAUUUCUCCACUACCUGUGGUUCCAAGGCCAGUAAAACCUCAAGUCAUUGAUGAAAUUAUUGAAGAAGCUACAAAAACAGACACGACUCAGGAAGAAGCAGUUCCUCAGGAGGGCACAGAGGAAGCAGCUGAACAGCAAGAACUCCAGACUCCAUUAGUCCCUGAAGCAGAAGUAAAAACUGAGGAAUCUACUCUUUUCGUUAAACAGAGCAAUCUUAGCGUGCUGAAAGAAGCUGCUGACUCAAAAAAAGAAGAACCUAUAGUAAAACGAUUAAAGAAUGAACAAGUUUUACCAGCUCCAGUGGAAACAAUACCAGAGGUUCCACAUGCAGAGAUUGUUACUGAUGAAGAGGUAGUUGAUUUAAAAGGAUUCACACCACUUGGUGGAAUAUACCACUUGAAUAUACUACAACUUCCACCACAAGCCAAACAAAUAAAAGGCUGGACCAUUGUGGAAGUAUCUCCCUCCCUUCCUCCCCUCCCCGAACAAGAAGAGGCAUCGCUUGACAAAAAAAAAAAACUCAUCAGUGGAGGUUUGCAGACAUUUAUAUAUCCUCCAGAGCACACAGAUGAAAAUCCGGAAUCAGAAAACCAUCACGUACCUAUUGAGUUUGUCAUUACAAUAAAUAGAAAUGUUGUGUUUUUCGAGAAACCUAUGAUGGCCAGAUGGGAUACAGAAGGCAAAGCCUGGCGAACUGAUGGCUUUAUCAGCCUCUUCUAUGAUAUGGCGGAAAGGAGCAUAUCUUUCAGUUUGGAAACUGUUUAUCCUGUCACACUGAUUCAAGAUACUCAUAUUCAUAUGCCAUAUGAGUCAUGGGAACUGAGACCAGUUGGUGAUGAUGAAGUAAUUUUAAAUGUUACUACAACAUUUACUGAUAUUGACAUACAUAUUAAGGAGAGCCAAUGUAUGCUAGCUGCAGUUGAAGUAGGUGAAGAUUAUGAGCUCUCUCAUCUGUUAAAAAAAUGGAUGAAUAUUUCUUCUUUAAUAACUGCUAUGAAACAAACUGGAUUAAAUAUCUUCCCAUCUGAAUACUCUAGUGCUUAUGUUGCUGUGAAGGACAAGGAUCCAUUAGUAGAAAUGAAAACUUAUCGACAAAUGGCCCUUUUGGCAUCUUCCUUUUCUUUCUGUUGGAGUAAAUGGAAUCAGGCAUGUGGUUCUCAAAAUGUCGUUUUGAAGGUGGGUGAACUUCUCAAAAAGGAAUAUGUUGAGGAUGAUGAGUGGUCCAUUUAUAUGUAUAAUGGUGAAAGAGCACAAAAACUCAAGAUUAAUGAAUCCAGUAAUGAAUUUUCAGAAGAUUUAGAAGAGCAUACUGAACUACAUUCUACUUUGUAUCACAUGAUCAAGGAUUUUGCUAGUAAAGAAGCAAUAGAGAAAAUCAGGGAUUCAAACUACCUUUUUGUCGAUGCAGUAUGCAAACUACUGCUCUCUGUUAGAGUACUAACCUAUUCUUAAUGCCUUACAAACAGUGG